AUGUCGACCAGCGAGCGAUUUGACUGCCAUUACUGUAAAGACUCCCUGCUGGGUAAGAAGUACAUCAUGAAAGAGGACAAGCAGUACUGCACUAAGUGCUAUGAGAACCUGUUUGCUAACAGCUGUGAGGGCUGCUCUUUAGCAAUUGCCUGCAACAGCAAGGACUUGUCUUACAAGGAUCGCCACUGGCACGAGGAGUGUUUCAACUGUGCAAAGUGCAGCCGCUCUUUGGCGGAAAAGGCCUUCGCCGCCAAAGAUGAUUUGUUACUUUGCACUGAAUGUCACGCCCACGGUUAUUCCUCCAAGUGCACCACCUGCAAGAAAACCGUCAUGCCAGGAUCCCGUAAAAUGGAAUACAAGGGGAACAGCUGGCAUGAGACCUGCUUCCUGUGCCACCGCUGCCAGCAGCCAAUAGGAACCAAGUCCUUCAUCCCAAAAGACACCGGAUACUUCUGUGUCCCCUGCUUCGAGAAGCAGUUCGCUUACCAGUGUUGUGCUUGUAAGAAGGCCAUCACAACAGGUGGAGUGACCUACCAAGAAAAGCCAUGGCACCGUGAGUGCUUCCAAUGCAUCAGCUGCAGAAAGCAGCUCUCGGGUCAGCGCUUCACCUCCAAGGAAAACUACCCGUACUGCCUCGAAUGCUUCAGCAACCUGUAUGCAAAGAAGUGUGUGGGCUGCACCAAGCCCAUCACCAGUCUGGCCGGGGCCAAGUACAUCUCUUUUGAGGAGCGCCAGUGGCACAGCGAGUGUUUCACCUGCAUUCAGUGCUCCGUGUCGCUGGUCGGACGCGGCUUCCUCACCCAGCGCGACAACAUCAUGUGCACCGACUGCAGCAGAGAGAAGUGA
This is a messenger RNA of Cyclopterus lumpus (lumpfish), 846 nucleotides long. It is a transcript of the gene fhl5, whose product is annotated as four and a half LIM domains 5. Bases 1 to 846 code for a protein of 281 amino acids. NCBI's taxonomy places the organism in Eukaryota, Metazoa, Chordata, Actinopteri, Perciformes, Cyclopteridae. Gene Ontology annotation, molecular function: transcription coregulator activity. The transcript is spliced from 5 exons. Gene Ontology annotation, cellular component: nucleus; Z disc. The record is from RefSeq and is a predicted model, not a curated record.